This is a messenger RNA of Galendromus occidentalis (western predatory mite), 2361 nucleotides long. RefSeq names its product ATP-dependent RNA helicase bel (gene bel). The transcript has 6 exons. The record is from RefSeq and is a predicted model, not a curated record. Lineage: Eukaryota; Metazoa; Arthropoda; Arachnida; Mesostigmata; Phytoseiidae. The coding region runs from base 1 to 2154 and encodes 717 amino acids. Gene Ontology annotation, molecular function: nucleic acid binding; ATP binding.
AUGACAUUUGAGUCAGCCCAAAAUGAAAAAGGUCUAGCGCAGCAAGUAGCUGCUCUAGACUUGGACGGCUCCAAUCAAGGUAGCCAAUCCCAGCCUGGUGCUAAUUCUUCGAAGCCUGCGAAGUACAUUCCGCCGGCCCUUCGAGGUGCUGCUUCAGGAGGAGGCACUGCACUCUCGUCUGAAUUUCCAUCCGAGGGGGAUCAAGGACGCCGCGGUGACAAGGGAGGAAGGAACUUCGGUAACUUUGGUGCGCGAGACUAUCGAAGGGACGCUCCACCCCCAUCCCGUGAUUCUUUCAACCGCGGGUUCAAUCGCGAGGGAGGUCGGGACCGUUUCGAUACGAGGAAAGACUACGGAGACUUCGGAUCGCGCGGCGGAGGAGGAACUUUUGGCGGCGGCGGCGGCGGCAGCCGGGGGUCAUAUGGCCGAGAGUACCGCGACAAUCGCUCGAAUGGUCGUUGGACUGAGCAGUACAGCGAUGAUUGGACUAAGCCAUCGCCUCCUGACGAGCAGUUGGAGCGGAAAUUGUUCGGCGCACCCCAUGCUGGCCGCACGAGUUCCGGUAUAAACUUCGAAAAGUACGAGGAUAUUCCAGUUGAGGUAUCGGGAAACGAUGCCCCUCAACCGAUUGAUAACUUCGUUGACUGCGACACCAUAUGUCCGCUGCUCCGAGGAAACAUUGAGUUGGCCAACUAUACGGUGCCCACCCCUGUGCAGAAAUAUGCAAUCCCAAUCGUCAUGUCGCAUCGCGAUCUCAUGGCCUGCGCACAGACUGGCUCGGGCAAGACGGCGGCCUUCCUCAUUCCGUCGAUCAACAAGUUGCUCGUCGAUGGACCCCCUGAGAAGAUUCCUCAACCGCAGAGGCAAUCGAGCAGGAGCAAGCAGUAUCCCCUGGCGCUCAUCCUCUCGCCUACCCGAGAGCUGACCCAACAGAUCUAUGACGAAGCUUGCAAAUUCUCCUAUCGUAGCCGAGUCAGGGCUUGCGUCGUUUACGGAGGCGCGGAUCCCAUGAACCAGAUGCGGGAUCUGGAUAAGGGAUGUCAACUCCUCGUCGCGACACCUGGACGUCUUUGGGACAUGAUCGAGAGGGGCAAGGUCGCACUGGACCUGGUUCGGUUCCUCGUGCUCGACGAAGCCGACAGAAUGUUGGACAUGGGUUUCGAGCCCCAGAUCAAGAAGAUCGUCUACGAUUCCGGUAUGCCCGAAACGGGCGAACGUCAAACACUGAUGUUUUCCGCGACGUUCCCCAAAAAGGUGCAAGAGCUCGCUACUAGCUUCUUGCACGACUACAUUUUCCUCGCUGUCGGUCGUGUGGGUUCUACUUCGGAGAAUAUCACUCAGAAAAUUGUUUGGGUUGAAGAACAGGACAAGCGUGAGUUCCUACUCGAUCUUCUCGAGGCCGCAGGCUUGCGUUGCGGACCAGACGGUCUUGCGCCAGGAUCCUCCGAGACCCUCACGCUGGUGUUUGUUGAAACCAAGAAGGGAGCCGAUAGCCUCGAGAAUUUCCUCAUCAGAGAAGGCUACCCGGUAACAUCGAUCCACGGAGACAGGAGUCAGGGUGAACGUGAAGACGCUCUCAGGAGUUUCCGCAACGGAAAAACUCCGAUCAUUGUGGCAACAGCUGUCGCAGCUCGUGGUCUCGACAUACCAAACGUGAAGCACGUCAUCAACUUUGAUCUUCCUACCGACAUUGAAGAGUACGUCCAUCGCAUCGGGCGUACGGGACGUGUCGGCAAUCUCGGAUUGGCCACCUCGUUCUUCCAUGACAAGAACCGAAACCUCGCUUUGGAUCUCGCUGAACUCCUUCAGGAAGCAAAACAGGAGCGCCCGGAUUGGUUGCUGAGCAUUGCCAAAGACGACCGCGGAAGCUACAGCCGCUCCAGCAGAGGAGGAGGUGGCGGCGGCGGUGGCAGCGGCAGGCGUUUCGCGAGCGGCGGAUUCGCCUCCAGAGAUUAUCGUCAAGGAAACUUCGGCAAUCGAGGCAGCAGCAACACCGGCAGCAGCGGAGGACGCAGCGGAGCUUCGUCGGGUGGCGGAGGUCAUCGUAACGGAUACGGAGGAAGCGGCGGUGGUGGCUACGGAGGCGGCGGCGGCUACGGAGGCGGCGGCGGUGGUUAUUCCGGUAGCGCUUCGCAUGAGUGGUGGGAUGCAUGAUGGAAGAAUGAUGCUUCGGUCUAAGCCGCCGUCGUCGUCGUCAUCCAAUUGCUAUAUCUCAUUAUUACUCUGCUGAAUGGUCUCCGGUGAAAAAAAAGCUUCGUCUCUUAGGUUUUACCCACGAAACGGUGUCGCAGUACAGUUUUGUCCGCAUACCUUAUCACUCAAUCAAACGAUAAACAACAAUAACAACGACAACAUCAACAA